UUCUGAUCUUUGAUUGAUUGCAGGAUUUAUUGAAAGUGUAUAAAGUGACACGAAAUGGAAUGUUAGGACCUGAUUAUUCUACAAAGUUCUCUCCUUGGCUUGCUUCAGGAAGCCUAUCUCCUCGUUUUAUAUAUGAAGAGGUGAAGAGAUACGAGAAGGAAAGACAAUCAAAUGAUUCGACAUACUGGGUUUUGUUUGAAUUGAUAUGGAGGGAUUACUUCAGAUUUCUCUCAAUCAAGCAAGGAAAUUUGCUUUUUCAUGCGGGUGGUCCCCGAAAAGUAGAUAUUAACUGGAGCCAAGACCAAACCAUGUUUGAUGCCUGGAGACGAGGUCAAACCGGGUAUCCUUUAAUUGAUGCCAACAUGAAAGAACUGGCUACUACUGGAUUCAUGUCAAAUCGAGGACGACAGAUUGUGUGUUCUUUUCUUAUUCGAGAUAUGGGCAUUGACUGGCGGAUGGGAGCUGAAUGGUUUGAGACAUGCCUCUUGGAUUAUGAUCCUUGCUCCAACUAUGGCAACUGGACAUAUGGAGCAGGUGUUGGCAAUGACCCUAGAGAAGACCGUUACUUCAGCAUUCCGAAGCAAGCUCAAAACUAUGAUCCUGAAGGGGAGUUUGUUGCAUACUGGUUGCCAGAGUUAAGAGCACUUCCGAGAGAAAAAAGACAUUCUCCUGGAAUGAUGUACUUAAAGCCAAUUGUAGCUCUCAAACAUGGAUACACCAAGAAGACCGGUGAUUCGAAAGUGGCAUUUUCAUCAAGAAGAGCCAAACCGGAAGACAAUAGACGAAAGGGACAUGGAGAUAGGAGAAUGUAUUAGCACUGCUGCCAAUAUAGUCCACUGAUUUUCAGGACAUUUCUCACAAAGUUGCAACUGAGAUCAGAAACACUAGCUGCAGCAUACUGAUUGUGAAAUAUAUCUGUGAGUAGAACUAACCUGAUCCCAUUGGGUAUUUGGGGGGUAUUGUAACAAAUACUGUGAAAUUGGCUAUUACCACUUGCUUUAUUUAUAGAGAAAUGGGAACAAUCUAGUAUAAAUUUUGUGGUGUCCUGAAAAUGAAGUACCUUGAACCAUCUUACACAGUUCUUGAAUGAUUUUUUCUUGGCUUGGAUAUGUCCAUUUUGUAAUAUUCCUAAACAUCUCAGUUUGGUAAAGAUAAACCAGUGAAUUUUCUUAGGCUAA
Molecule: messenger RNA, 1178 nt
Organism: Nicotiana tabacum (common tobacco)
Lineage: Eukaryota; Viridiplantae; Streptophyta; Magnoliopsida; Solanales; Solanaceae
Source: RefSeq, a predicted model, not a curated record